AUGCAAACAAAUUAGAUAAGGUUAAAGAAGUUAUAUAAGGAGUUAUAUCUAUUAUCUGCAUGAAAAAUAUUUAUAUAUUAUUUAUAUGAAUAAUAUUUUGUAUUAUCUAUAUGAAAAACCAGAUGAACUAUCCCAUUGAAUUGUUAACGAGUGAUAUCUUUGUACAAGCGUCGAACACUGUCAAGGAAUAGUCCCGGGUGAAUAAUUGACAUUUCUUUCUGAGAAAAUCAAGUUGUUUUUCUGCUGAUACAGCCUAUUCAUCCACUGAGGUACUCAUCAAACAGAAAAAUCAGUAUUCUAUUGGCUUCUUGGAGUAUUCAUUAAAAAUAAUUCGUUUUCAUUGAUUCUUAUCGGUAAGGAUGAUUUAUCGUUCGGAACAAUUAAUACAUAACUUAACUUGGGUAGAAACUUGAACAGUCCAAUGUACAAUACAUUCGUCUUAAAGUAAAUAAUACUAUAUGAGAAACAGUAAAAAGGGAAAUAAUUUUAAAAAAAGUUAUCAAGUUGACUAAGAGUAUAGGCUUACUGAAGUUUUGACAUGUAUUAUCUUGGAGUACGUACCUGCAGUCGAAGUGAUCUUUUUAUAAGCUUUUAGAUGAAAAGAAGAGUAGAUUCUUAUACCGUUAACUUCUGAUAAAUGUUUAUGUCAUUCAAUUUCGUUAGACAAGACAACCGUGUUAACAUUAAUGUAAAUAAUAACAAUGCUAUGCUAUAGAAUGAUGCAAGCAACAACGCUUUGCUUUUACUUCUGAACAAAUCAAUAAUUGAAGGAAUAAAUCGCUUAAGUAAACAACACGUGUCAUCGAGUAACAGACAAAGAAAACAUAAUAUAAUAGCGAUGAUAUUGUUCGUGUUUUUCUGCAUUAUUGUUAUACUUGUAGUCAUAUUCAUUGGCUGGAAUUUAAUGCAACCUUAUGCUAAAUUAUACGGCGGUGCUCCUCAAACUUUAGGUUGUACUAUACAUUUGUAGGUAGUUCAGUUCAAUCCUAAAGCGAAAAGGUUUUAAUUUUCUGAGGGAUACUUACACUCACUAGUUCUUUGUGUACAAAAUAUAAAUUGCUUUUUUGUUAACAGGCCAGUAUAUACGUCAAAAGAGUUUCAAGUUACGUGGUUAUUCGACUAUUCAAGAGGUUGGAAAUCGUAAUAAUAUUAAAAGGUUAUGUCGAUAUAAUCAAACACAUUUGAAAACUGAUGCUCAUUGUGGUAUCGAAAUGCUGCAAAAUCGUGGUUUUGUUACAAAAGCUGUUUCAGCCAUUGAAUCAAAUACAAACAGUGGUGCAAUUUAG
This is a messenger RNA of Didymodactylos carnosus, 1286 nucleotides long. The record is from the annotation of a GenBank genome assembly. Lineage: Eukaryota; Metazoa; Rotifera; Eurotatoria; Philodinida; Philodinidae.